AGGUGUGGAUAGGGAUGGUUGUUGAAACCCUAAGCAUAGAGAGGGUAAUUGGACUUUACAAGUGCCCAAAUCCCCAUUUCAGAAUUGAAUCACUUUUCUCACAUAUAUGCAACCCUCCACACCAAACUGCUCAACCACUCUACCCCACCAUUCACACAUAUAUAUAACUAUAUCAUCUUUCUCUCCUCAUUUCCUCAUAAUCAUCUAUCCCCCAAAUAACAUUUCCGUAAGAUAAAAGACCUCGAACCCUGUCCCAAGGAUUGAAGUACAAAUAGACUCCAAACCCGAACAGGCUUGGGAGAAUUGGUAUCCUAACAACAUCUUGCCACAUUCAAUCUCUUUCAUUCCUCGUAGAAUCACAAAGAAAGAAUAGGACAUACCGACAUAUUAGACAUUGUAUCAUUGACAUUGUAUAUUUUCCUUUUUGAUUAAGCCUCCCUAAUUACAAAUUUGGCUAUAAUUGUGAUUGAUUGACAUGGCUAAUAUGUUGAGACCCAUGUUAUUAUUCUCUUGCAUUCUCAUUUCUCUGUUCUUGUCAACCUCUGCUCAAUCAUGUGCCAAGUAUGCUUUUCCAAAAAACCAGGUCUUUAGUGCCUGCAAUGAUCUUCCAUUUUUGGACUCUUUUCUUCAUUGGACUUACAACCCUUCAACCAAAACUGUCCAAAUUGCCUAUCGGCACACCAAAAUCACAUCUUCGAAAUGGGUAGCAUGGGCAAUUAAUCCGAGUUCCAAAGGCAUGGUUGGGGCACAGGCACUUGUUGCUUUCAGAAAAUCUGAUGGAACCGUGAGAGCUUAUACGUCUCCGGUAACUAGCUACUCAACCCAAUUGCAAGAAGGAAAACUGGCUUUCGAGGUCUCAGGUUUAUCUGCCACGUUUUCGAAAGAUGAAAUGACCAUUUUCGCUACCUUGAAAUUGCCAAGCAAUGGAACCACUGUGAACCAGGUUUGGCAAGAAGGUCCGCUUUCAGGUAAUGCUCCUAAGAUUCAUGAAACUAGUGGACCUAAUGUGCAAUCCAUGGGGACUCUGAAUCUUGCUUCCGGCAAAUCAGUGACAACAGGAGGAUCAAAUUCCAAAACCAAGAGAAGGAAUAUACAUGGGAUACUGAAUACAGUGGGUUGGGGAGUUAUGAUGCCUAUGGGCGCUAUAAUUGCAAGGUACUUGAGGGUAUUCAAACGUGCGGACCCUGCAUGGUUUUAUCUUCACGUUUCUUGCCAACUCUCAGCCUACAUUGCUGGUGUUGCUGGAUGGGCAAUUGGUAUCCAGCUUGGUAACGAGAGCCCUGGCACUCAAUACCCUACCCACAGAAAUAUUGGGAUUGUCCUAUUCUGCUUCGGAACCCUUCAGGUGUUUGCUUUGCUUCUAAGGCCAAACAAGGAUCACAAGUACAGAUUUUACUGGAACAUGUACCACCACUCUAUAGGAUACUCUACCAUCAUCCUUAGCAUCAUCAACAUAUUCAAAGGGUUUGACAUCUUGAAGCCUGGGAAGAUGUGGGAAAAAAUUUAUGUGGGCAUCCUGGUGUGGUUGGCAUUCAAUGCAGUACUGUUGGAAGCUUAUACAUGGUACAUUGUUGUGAAGAGGAAGAAGACAUCAAACAUGGAAAAGAUGUCCAAUGGGAAUGAUGGAUUAUAUGGGUAAAAUGUUCAAAGAUGAUACCCACGAAUGCCUACUAUGAGAGCUUGAACCUCUCACCUUCUCUUUAAGGGAGGAGAAGUUAUACCAGCAGUACUAAUAGAAGUUUUAAAUAUUAUGUUGUUGUACUCUUAUAUGUAUUUAUCAUCUAUAAUCGUGAUGAGUAUGAGAGAAUUAGGACAAGCCAUGUAUUUGGGGGAGCUUAGGGUUAGAUAUAUAUUUUCAGAGUUACGGAAUUGUUGUGCUGGAUUACUAAAUGAAUUUGGGUUUUUAUAUAUCAAA
Messenger RNA from Cornus florida, 1915 nucleotides. RefSeq names its product cytochrome b561 and DOMON domain-containing protein At4g17280-like. The record is from RefSeq and is a predicted model, not a curated record. Lineage: Eukaryota; Viridiplantae; Streptophyta; Magnoliopsida; Cornales; Cornaceae. Bases 476 to 1639 code for a protein of 387 amino acids. The transcript has 5 exons.